Messenger RNA from Sinocyclocheilus anshuiensis, 3778 nucleotides. RefSeq names its product nuclear receptor coactivator 7-like. Gene Ontology annotation, biological process: response to oxidative stress; regulation of transcription by RNA polymerase II. Bases 368 to 2722 code for a protein of 784 amino acids. Gene Ontology annotation, cellular component: nucleus. Lineage: Eukaryota; Metazoa; Chordata; Actinopteri; Cypriniformes; Cyprinidae. The transcript is spliced from 16 exons. The record is from RefSeq and is a predicted model, not a curated record.
GACUACAUAAAUAAUUAUAUUUUAUAUAUCUAGCGUUUUGUCCGAUUGAGUCUCGAUAAAACGGGUCAAAGUCCCAAAAAGAGGCGUCGGUGUUACCGAAAUAUCCAGAAACAAACAAACGGAAUCCGCUUUGAAUCUCGAUAUGGAAGGACUUUAAUACCGUUAGCUUUAGCCUGUUAGCUCGGAGUGUAUGUGUGUGUUUAUGUUCUCAACAAUAACACACUCUCAUCCACAUUUACCACAUGAAUAAGAAGAUUAUUGAUAUGAUCGACGACUGAUGCUGUUGGAAGUGAAGGAAGCUGCUGGAUCCUCCGGGAUGUAACGUUAGUGUUUGUUUAGACAGGACCGCUCAGGCAACAUUGCCGCGAUGGAGAAGACAGAGAAGAGGCCUGGAUACUUCGCCAGGCUGAAGAAGAAGCGGCAACUGAAGCAGAGCCAAUCAGAAAAGGCGGAUGCUGAGCAGAGCCAAUCAGAUUUGGAAUCCAAGACGCCAGUCAUCUGUGAGCCCGCUCCUAUUGGUCGAUCUCAGGAGAGGAAUGCAGAAAGAGGCCAACCUGACGGAUCAGAUGAAAUCAGUAAAUCGUGCAGUCAGACCAAGAAAAAGAGAAGUAAACCUCCAGGAACCGUGGAGUUCACCGUCGGAGCGAAGGACACUCUGAACAGCAUCGCUCUGAAGUUCAACGUCACUCCGAAUAAACUGGUGCAACUGAACCGUCUCUACUCGCUCAGCGUCGUACCUGGACAGAAACUGUUCGUCCCUGAGGUGGAGCACUCAGAGCGGUCCUCUGAGCAUCUCACAGCGCUGGAGCUGAAGGACAGUGAAUCGAGCUGCAGGUCCAGACGGCCCGUGCGCAGAGAGACGUCGCCGCUCUCUGAAGACGAGAGUCCAGUCAGCAUCAAAUUCCUCAAGAUGAGCUGCAAGUACUUCACUGAUGGCAUGGGAGUUGUGGGAGGAGUGAUGAUUAUAACACCCAACAACAUCAUGUUUGACCCGCACAAAUCUGACCCGCUGGUGAUCGAGAACGGCUGUGAGGAGUACGGUCUCAUCUGUCCCAUGGAGGAGGUGCUGUCUGUGGCCCUGUAUGACGACGUGUCCCGUAUGAAGCUCAAGGACGCGCUGCCGUCUGAUGAACCCCAGGAUCUCUGUCCGUUAUACAGGCCUGGCGAGUGGGAGGAGCUUCCCUCCGAACGAGAUCUGAACCCCUUUAGUCGUUACGAGGCUCUCGGCGCGCCCAACCGGCCAAUCGUGUUAGACGAUAUCGAAACGGCCGUCUCUAAGAUAUCAGAGUGCCAGAUCGCUGACAAAUUGCCGUCGGACGAAGGUUUCACCGAACUGGAGCUGCUGCAGAGCGACUCUAACACCACCUGCUCCGGCCAGGAGGGGGCGCCACUACAGGAGCAAAGAAAGACGCCAACAGACCAAUCCGUGACGUCUUAUCGCGCUGAAGAAGACGAGGACGAAGGCCUUCACAACCGUUCCACAGAUGACAACGCAGAGCUGCUACAAUCUUUUCCAAACAAGCUGGAUGAACCCACGGCACUGGUGCAUGAUGGGAAGGAAGCCACCACAGAAGUGAACGAAGAAACCAAAACAAGGGGUGAAACGUUAGUAAAUGGAGUCUCGGCAAUCGAGGCAACCGCAAGUGACCAAAAAGCAAAGGCGACCCUAGAGGACUCUGGGAAAUGUAGUAGCUCGCCCGGACCAAAUCUUGAGGAUAAUAAGGGACCAAACUCAUUUUCUGAAGCGGAGCUUCGCAGACGGGCCAGUGAGGCCGAGAUGAAGUCAUGGCUGCUAAAAAGAAUGCAGAGACCAAUCAAAGAUAUGCUGCUGUCCAACGAAGAAAAGAGCAAAGCUCCGCCCAUGUUCCUCUGCUUUAAGGUGGGGAAGCCAAUGAGGAGGUCCUUCGCCGCUGGUCGGACAUCUAGUCCCGCCCACUCGUACGUUGGCAGAGGGCGGCAACCAGAAUAUUGGUUUGCUGUGCCUCAAGAGAGAGUGGACCACCUUUACUCAUUCUUCAUCCAGUGGUCUCCAGACACUUAUGGGAAAGACGCUCAGGAGCAAGGCUUCGUGGUCGUAGAGAAAGACGAACUCACCAUGAUCGACAACUUCUACAGUGACCCGGUUCCUCGCAGCUGGGAGAUCAUCACGAUUAAUGAGGCCAAGCGACGCCAGAGCUUCAGCUUCGAGGACGAGGAACCUCUAGAUCUUCUUCCUGUGCUGAUGGACCCCAGCGCUCUUUUGGAAGACACGCACAUUGAGAAGUUGUCCACUCGUUUGCCGGCCCGUGUUCAGGGUUAUCCGUGGCGUCUGGUCUACAGUACGGUGGUACACGGAACCAGCCUGAAAACCCUGUACAGGAACCUGAUGGAGCUGGACUGCCCUGUGCUGAUGGUCAUCAAAGACAUGGACAACCAGAUAUUUGGAGCGUUUUCCACUCACCCUUUCCGACUGAGUGAGCACUAUUAUGGGACAGGAGAGACCUUCCUCUACAGCUUCUGCCCAGAGAUCAAGGUUUACCGCUGGAAGGGUGAAAACUCAUACUUUGUGAAAGGAAACACGGAUUCCCUUCAGAUCGGCGGAGGAGGGGGUCAUCUGGGCCUGUGGCUGGAUGCCGACCUUUACCACGGCACCACAUCCAAAUGCUCCACCUUCAACAACCUGCCACUAUCCUCCAAACAGGACUUCACCAUCCAAAACCUGGAGGUGUGGGCCUUCGAAUGAGCGCAUGCUAACGUACCCACGCCACGCUCACGACAUGAUUACUUGAUGUCUACUUGACGCUUUAUCCCGAACUGUACAAGGCUGUUCGUGUGAAUCCGGCCAGCAUGGUUUUACUUGGUUUCUCCUGGUCUGAGCACGGAGAGAGAAUUUCGUGGCAGCGAUGCCGCCCACAGCUAUCCCAGCAUGCAAUAUGUUCUCCUGCUGAAAUAUAACCAAUAUAUUAACACAUAUACGUGUAUGUGAAUGACGAGGACUGUGUACGAUAUUCGGGGAGCGUUCAAAGCCGAAGACGUAUUCGGUGGCCAAAUCUGUCGCUUUGAGGCCAGUCUCUCAAAUCGUAAUUUUUGUUUACAUCGUGGCGAUUUGAUGCGUUUAGUUGGUAUAUUUUCACAUUCGUAUUUUCACAAUGCCAAUAUGUCCACAAAUUGAUUUUGUUGACCAAAGCAUCUUAUUUGCCUUGUUCUCUAGUUUUUAUAUUUCGUUUUUUUCUUUUUCUAUUUGAGUGUUUUUAUAUAUAUAUAUUGGAGGUGACAUAUAGUCGUAUUCCUACGUGACGAUUGUUUUGCUGUUUUGUGAUAUUUUAGGGACCUUUUCUAGUUCGUGUGGAAGGGAAGCACUUGAAAUUAUGCCAGUAUUACUCGUGAACACUAUGGUAAUCGCACGCCUGAUUUCAUUAACCAAGUCACAUCACUUUCUAGCAAAUCAGGUUCACCACUUCACUGUGGGUUUGUGUAUGCAAUCACUGACCGAUGUCACUUCCUGUUAUGCGGUAGCACGAUUAUUACGUGAUUUAAGUGUGAACAGAUGCACGGUGCAAAGUCCGUUCUUGCGGUUGAAGGCACCCCUCUUUGGAAACGUCCACUCAUUUCACUACUAGACAGCAUCUGUGGGCAUUAACUAACCGCAUUCAUGGUCCAUUAGUGAAAAAAAAAAGUUUACAAGUGUUUCAAAGUGUCUCUGAUUUCAAACACUGUCCGGUUGUGUAUGGUAACCAGUGAAUGUCAUAUUUAUUGUGUAUUUCUGUGUUUGAAAGUGAACCAAAUAAAUGCAAUAAAU